AUGGACGUGCCUCCUUAUUGUAAGCACUUCAAAGUACACGGUUGCCACUUGAAUUCCUUUGCAUGCAAAUGUGUUGUUUUAGCUUUCAUUGCUCUGAUUCUCAGAGCUGUUCUGCUUCCUACGUUCCAUAGUUUUGGUGGAGCUGAACAGAGCAAGUUGGUCUUCAUCAGUGACCUCUCUUUGUCACUCGGUCAUAAAUUCGGAAUUAGAAAAGAUAAGUUUUUGGAGGUUCCUCAAAUUGUAUGGGGCUUAAACAAUCAAAAGAUUGCGUUUGCAAGAGCUUGUUUAACUGCAAGGUUUCUGAACCGGACUCUUUUGAUGCCUAGCUUGAGUGCUUCCCUGUUCUACAAAGAAGUCGAGCUCUUGGAGCCUAUUUCCUUUGAUAAGGUGUUCCAGUUCAAGAAGUUUAAUUCUCUCUGUAAUGGCUUUGUUCAACUGGGCGAGUUCUCGGAUCUUAGAAACCAAACGGGAGCCUUUGAGCUUCAGAAAGGAAGUGGAAGGAGGUGGACACCUGAGAGAGAUUUGGAUCAGUUGAAACAGCACAAUGAGGAUCCAUAUAAUGAGUUUGACGUGAUUCGAAUCAUUGGAAAGAAACCCGUUUCUGUGGCACGAUCAUUGGCCUGUGAAGGACUAUGCGAAGGUGUUUGA
This is a messenger RNA of Prunus armeniaca (apricot), 648 nucleotides long. The record is from the annotation of a GenBank genome assembly. Lineage: Eukaryota; Viridiplantae; Streptophyta; Magnoliopsida; Rosales; Rosaceae.